AUGUCUCCACCGAAGGAUUUUAGUGCUAAAUGUAUUCCUCCAAGAGAUUAUCAGGUUGAAUUACUUGAUCGUGCAAAAAUUCAAAACACGAUUAUUUCGCUCGGUACUGGUAGUGGAAAAACAUUUGUGGCGGUUCUUUUAAUAAAAGAAUAUUCUCAGAGGUUGUUACAUCAAAAUGAAAAAGCUGUGUUUUUGGUCAAUACUGUUGAACUUGUUGCCCAGCAAGCUGAGCACAUUGAAUUUCAUUCGAGUUUGUCUGUCGCCCGUAUUUCUGGUUCUACAAUUAAAAGAAAAUAUGAGAGAAAAGAAGUUGAGAAAAUUACUAGCAGCAAUCAGGCAAGUCAUGUAUUAUUAAAGUCUAGUAUAUUUUCUUGUUUUAAAGGUGAUUGUAAUUACAGCUCAAGUUUAUUCGAUUUCUCUUCUUUGGCCUUGUUGAUUGUUGAUGAAUGCCAUCAUUGCUUGGGAGAACUGCAUCCGUAUAGGCUGAUUAUGAAUCAUUACAAGAAACUGCAAGGUCAACGACCACGCGUUUUGGGCCUUACAGCUUCAAUUCUGAAUAAAAAAGUGCCAUCCUCUCGCAUUGAAUGCACUGCUCAGCUGUUAGAACAAAUAAUGGAUUCACAGAUAGAAACUUCCAGCAAUUAUACACAGAUAUGCAAAUAUGUUACAAAACCAAAGCAAUUUAUUGUUUGUACAAAGGAUGAUUGUACAAAUGAAAAAUUUGUAGUUGACUUAUUGGAACGUCUUCGUUCAUUUAUUGAAAAGAAUGAAGAUUUUCAUUCAGAACUUGAAGUUGAUCCACGUCGCAAAAUUUAUGAAGUUUUUACCAUAAAAUUAAAAUUUAUUUUUAUAAUUAAGACAAUCUCCCGUUCAUUUUCAACUCUUCAACAAGUUGGUAGCUGGGCAGCUCUAAAAGGUUUUAUCCUUUGGCAAAAGAAUUUACUUAAACAUGUUGAUGACCCGACAAUUGGCAAUAAACAAAAAUGUAUUUUAAGAAUGGCUGAGACUGCUUUUAGAACUUGUUCAAAAGUUUUAAGUCACAAAAUAAAUCCAUUAAACAGCUAUGACAAAUUGGGUAACGUAAAUAAAUCAUAUAUCAGUGACAGAGUGCGCAAAUUGUUGGAAAUAUUAAAAAGUUAUUCGCCCUCAAAACGUGAAUUGUCUGGAAUUAAAGAUACACUUUUUGGAUUGGUUUUUGUGAAAGAACGAUUUAUUGCUUUUAUGAUUAAUAAUUUACUUCGUUUUCUUGUAAAACAAAAUCCUGAAGAGUUUGGACAUUUAAAAGUGGACUUUAUUGUUGGACACACUGGAAAUUCUGAGACAGGAGAUGAGGAUAGGCGUUUGGUUAAUCGAAAACAGGAACGAACUCUUACACAAUUCCGGAAUGGGCAACUGAAUUUAUUGAUAACAACGAAUGUUUUAGAGGAAGGCAUUGAUCUGAGAAAUUGUAAUUUGGUUAUUCGAUUUGAUCCGCCGAUGGAUUUUCGGUCAUUUAUUCAAUCUAGCGGUCGUGCUCGAAGGGAAAAUAGCGCUUUUUAUAUACUUAUUGAAGAGAAAAAUUAUUUGGAUUUUAUGAUGGACUUAACAGGAUAUGCACAAGCAGAAGAGUUUGUUUUGCGACGUUAUCGUUCUGGCAAUGAUUUUACUUUGGAAGGAAAUGAUGAAACAAAAAUGAUACAACCACAUCUGGAUGAUGCUGUUGCUCCUUACGUUGUUACAACUGAAAAAGGGACAGCUAAAGUCUCAUUAAGUAAUGCUAUACAAUUGGUGAAUAGAUACUGUGCAAAAUUACCAUCUGAUAUUUUUACUCGGUUAGUCCCACGUUAUACGAUACAAACUUUAUCAGAAAAUGGGCAAACUUUGUAUAUUGCCGAAUUAUAUCUUCCAAUCAAUUCACCAAUAAAGGAGCCAAUAAAAUCUAAACCGAUGACUUCUAAAAGAUUAUCUUUAAUGGCAGUUGCUUUGGAGGCUUGCAAACGAUUACAUCAAAGAAAAGAAUUAAAUGACAAUCUUUUGCCUGCAGGAAAAGAUAUCUUGGAUGAUCUUUUAGGUGAAGUAGAUGAUGACGAAUAUCUGCCUCAUUUACCAAGCAGAAUGGGAUCCUCAAAGAAAAAACGUCUCUACGAUAGAAAAAUGUCGAAAACUCUUAAUUCUACAUUACCUUCGCAAGACAGUGAAUGCAUUCUUUACGUUAUGGAAAUGAAACUGGUUAAGCCCGUUACUGAUGAAGGAAAUCCAAAGAGGAGAAAAAUUAUUGAUCCGUUCGAAUCAAAUUCUGCAUUUGGAUUUUUGUCUUCGAAGGAGCUUCCGAAGGUUCCAGGAUUUCCAGUUUUUCAACGGAAUGGCGAAAUGCUUGUGCAAAUUCGAAAAGUAAAAAAUCAGCAAUUUCGUCCCACUUUUGAACUUUUACAACUUAUUUACCUCUUUCAUCAGCACAUCUUUGAAGAUAUUUUGCGUGUUGCCCGUGGUGGUGUUGUUUUUGCACCUGUAAGCACUGCCGAUUUGGAUUAUGAAAUUGACAAGUAUUACCUUAAUUGGAAUAUCCGUGAAUCUCCAACUACACCUUCAGAUGAAAUUAGAAAACAAUUUUCUUUUGGAGAAUCAAACUACUUAAAUGCUGUUGUUUCACCUUGGUAUCGUUCUGAAGAUCAGUCUGCUUUUUAUUACGUAGCUGAGAUAUUGACUGAUCAAUUUCCGUCUUCUUCAUUUCCUGAUGAAAAAUUUACUUGUUUCAAUCAAUACUUUAUGAGUAAGUAUCAAUUGGAGAUCUACAAUCAAAAACAAAAUUUACUUGAUGUUGACCAUACAUCUGCUAGAAUGAAUCUUUUAUUACCACGAGCAAUAACUGGAAAAUCAGCUACUCGUUCACUAGACCCAUCUCAACGUCAAAUUCUUGUUCCAGAAUUGGUACAUAUACAUCCUCUUUCUGCAACUCUUUGGUCAAUUAUUGUUACUCUUCCUACAAUUCUUUAUAGACUUAAUUCUUUACUGCUUGCUGAUGAAUUUCGUAGCAAAGUUCUUGAGGAUGCUUUGAAAAUUAAUUCACAAACACCCGACGAUUUUGAAUGGAGUCCUCUUCAAUAUGUCACUUUAAAUGAUGAUCUGACACAAAAAAGUAUAAAAAAUUUAGAUCAGUUGAGAAAAAUGAAUAAACAAGAGAAGGAAAAUGAAGUACCAAUGGAGCUUGAUAUUAUUGAAGAGAAUGUGAAUGAGACAGCAGCUACUGGAAUGAAUGAUUUCGAAAUCGGUGUUUGGGACCCUUCAGAUGGCGCACAAAUGUCUAACAAUGAUAAUACAUUGAGUGAACCUUCCCCAGUAAUUCACAAUGCACCUGUAAAUGGAUUAAUCCCUGGGCGGAGGAAUGGUCUCCGUGGAGUUAUAGCUGCUAGAGACGAGGAGCUCUCUGAAAUUAUUGCUGUCGGUAAUGAUACAACACUUCAUAAUUAUGGAGAUAUUUCUGAUGAUGAUGAUGUUGCAGCGGAAUAUGAUAAAUUUAAAUUUUUGAUGGACAAUAAAAUGACUACAAGUGAUAUUGGUGAUCUUGGUGAAAUGGAUGUUCGACCUGCUGGGUGGAAUGACGAUAGCAAUGCCAAUGUUAUCCAAAUUGAAAAUGAAAGUCUUCCAUUGCUUAAUCUAGAUUCGUUGAAUAACAUCGACCCUAAUGAUCAGUCGGUAAAAAGGCAAAAUGAAGAUAUUUUACCUGAGGAAGUUUUUUGGGGAAUGGAUGAAGCUGAGAUAGGAGAGAAUAUUAGCAGUGAAGAAACGAAUAAAAUCAUCCCAACAAAAAGUGCCGAUUCUAUUAGCCCUACGCGUGAUUUGAGAGAUCUUGAAAAACAAAACUUUAAAAUAAUGGCACCUGAACUUAAAUGGAUGCCUUUUUCUUUUAUGUGGAACUUACUUGAUCAGAAUCCCUAUGGUGUUUCACCAGCUCUACUGCUUCAAGCAUUGACAACUUCGAGUGCUGCGGAUGGAAUAAAUUUGGAAAGAUUAGAAACAAUUGGAGAUUCCUUUCUCAAAAUGGCUGUCACUAACUAUUUCUACUAUAAACACACUGAACAACAUGAAGGAAAGUUAAGCUAUGCUCGUUCUAAAGAAGUUUCGAAUUCUCAUCUUUUUUAUCUUGGACGACAACGAGGCAUCCCUCUUCUAAUAGAAACACUAAAAUUCGAUCCACAUGUUAACUGGCUUCCUCCUUGUUAUGCUUCUACUUCAGAAUUUCAUGCUGUCAAUCCUUUUGAUUAUACAGAUUUAGAUGAAGAUCAACGUGAAGUGCCAAUGGAGGGUGUUGAUACUAAUGAAACUGUAGAUCAACAGCAAAAGAUUAAUAAAGAAGCAAUAACAACUGGGUGGGGUACUCUGGACGAUGAUAAACAGAAUUAUAAACGUGAAAAUGGAGUAGAAACUUUAACUUUUCCUCAACCAACAAAAUCAGAAAUUCCAGACUUACCUCCAAUGCCAUAUAAUAUGCUAACUCAACAAUGGAUAAGUGACAAAUCAAUUGCUGAUGCGGUAGAGGCAUUGAUUGGAGCACAUUUAAUUCAACUUGGACAAUCAGCUACUCUCAAAUUUAUGAAUUGGUUGGGAAUUAAGGUUCUAACUGAUAUUUCUUCAUUGCCCUCACCACUUCUUCGUUUCAUUGACACACCUGAAGAUCCUAAUCUUUCACUCAAACAUCUUGCCCUUCUUUAUGAGAAAUUUGAUUUUGCCACUGUUGAGAACAAUAUUGGUUAUAAAUUUGCAAAUAAGGCAUAUUUAGUUCAAGCAUUUACUCACGCUUCAUAUUAUAACAAUCGAGUAACCGGUUGUUACCAACGUUUGGAAUUUCUUGGCGAUGCUGUUUUAGAUUAUAUGAUAACUCGUUUUCUUUAUGAACACAAGAAGCAAUAUAGUCCGGGUGUUCUUACUGAUCUUCGCUCCGCUCUUGUCAAUAACACAAUUUUUGCUUCGCUUGCAGUUAAAUAUUCUUUCCACAAACAUUUUGUUAUGAUUUGUCCUCCACUUUAUCAAAUGGUCGAAAAGUUUGUUAAUUUCUGUAAACAAAAAGAUUUUCUUCAUUGCGCGAAUUUUGACGAUGAAAUAUUUAUGUUAACUGAAGAUGAAAUUGAUGAGGAAGACCUUUUAAGUGAAGAAGAUGUAGAGGUACCUAAAGCGAUGGGUGAUAUUUUUGAAUCAAUUGCUGGUGCUGUUUAUUUGGAUUGUGGAAUGGAUUUAGAUAUUGUUUGGCGUGUAUUUUAUAAUUUAAUGAGAGAUGUUAUACAAAAAUGUUGUGAAAAUCCACCACAAUCGCCUGUUAGAGAAUUAUUUGAGAGAAAGAAUUGUCGAGCUAAAUUCUCAAAAUUGGAACGAAAAUUAGAAACAGGCAAAGUUAGAGUUACUGUAACGGUUAAUGAUAAUCUCCAAUUUACUGGGAUGGGAAGGAGUUAUCGAAUUGCUAAAUGUACAGCUGCUAAACGAGCACUUCAACAUUUAAGAAAGUUAGAUGCCACAAAAACAGCAAAGAAUAAAUAA
This is a messenger RNA of Meloidogyne enterolobii, 5508 nucleotides long. Lineage: Eukaryota; Metazoa; Nematoda; Chromadorea; Rhabditida; Meloidogynidae. The record is from the annotation of a GenBank genome assembly.